Messenger RNA from Carya illinoinensis, 299 nucleotides. Its product is annotated as 40S ribosomal protein S23-like. The coding region runs from base 3 to 299 and encodes 98 amino acids. NCBI's taxonomy places the organism in Eukaryota, Viridiplantae, Streptophyta, Magnoliopsida, Fagales, Juglandaceae. Gene Ontology annotation, biological process: translation. Gene Ontology annotation, molecular function: structural constituent of ribosome. The record is from RefSeq and is a predicted model, not a curated record. Gene Ontology annotation, cellular component: ribosome; cytosolic small ribosomal subunit. The transcript is spliced from 2 exons.
GAAUGGGAGCUGGUCGUAAGCUCAAAUCCCAUCGUAGAAGGCAGAGGUGGGCUGACAAGUCAUAUAAGAAGUCCCACUUGGGAAAUGAGUGGAAAAAACCAUUUGCUGGAUCAUCCCAUGCAGAAGGCAUUGUCCUAGAAAAGAUUGGCAUUGAGGCUAAGCAGCCAAACUCUGCUAUCAGAAAAUGUGCUCGUGUUCAGCUGAUCAAGAAUGGAAAAAAGAUUGCAGCUUUUGUACCUAAUGAUGGUUGCUUGAACUACAUUGAGGAGAAUGUAUUUUGUGAUGCAAUGUGUAAAUAA